AUGACUUAUUUGAUGUUUUUGUUAUUAAUAGGGUUAAUUUUUGGUUUAAUUGCGGUGGCUUCUAACCCAUCGCCAUAUUUUGCCGCUUUAGGUUUAGUGGUUGUAGCUGGUAUGGGUUGUGGUGUUAUGGUAAGUUUUGGGGGGCCUUUUUUAUCAUUAGUAUUAUUUUUGAUUUAUUUAGGAGGAAUAUUAGUUGUUUUUGCAUAUUCUGCCGCUCUAGCUGCCGAACCAUAUCCUGAGAGUUGGGGUAAUUGAUCUGUUGCAGUUUAUGGGGCUUUAUAUUUAAUAGGAGUGAUUUUAGUUUUAUUUUACUUUUAUGGGGGGUGGUAUGAGAGUUCUUGAGUACCAGUGGAUGAGUUGUCAGGUUUGUCUAUAUUUCGAGGAGAUAUAUCUGGAGUAGCUUUAAUAUAUUCUUCAGGAGGAUGAGUGUUGGUGAUUAGUGCUUGGGUUCUUUUGUUAACUUUAUUUGUUGUGUUAGAGUUAACACGGGGUCUUUCCCGUGGUACUCUUCGAGUGGUUUAA
Molecule: messenger RNA, 522 nt
Organism: Hippocampus comes (tiger tail seahorse)
Lineage: Eukaryota; Metazoa; Chordata; Actinopteri; Syngnathiformes; Syngnathidae
Source: the annotation of a RefSeq genome assembly